Zootermopsis nevadensis is the source of this 3697-nucleotide messenger RNA. It is a transcript of the gene AGBE, whose product is annotated as 1,4-alpha-glucan-branching enzyme. The record is from RefSeq and is a predicted model, not a curated record. Gene Ontology annotation, biological process: glycogen biosynthetic process. NCBI's taxonomy places the organism in Eukaryota, Metazoa, Arthropoda, Insecta, Blattodea, Termopsidae. Gene Ontology annotation, molecular function: cation binding; 1,4-alpha-glucan branching enzyme activity; hydrolase activity, hydrolyzing O-glycosyl compounds. Gene Ontology annotation, cellular component: cytoplasm.
GCAGUAGUAUACGCUUACACGGAGGUUACUCACACGCACAGACAUUUAAAUAAAUCCUCGCAUCCUACUGCAGUAAUACGAAAUUGAUAAAUAAUGCUACUUGACCGGCAUUUUGACUUCUUGAUGUAUUUACAUUAUUUCGUCAGUGAUUGUAGUAUUAUCUGUGGUGAUAAUUGUCUGGAUUUCUUACCAACCAAUGUCUCUUACAUGUAAUGCGUACUCUUGUACUUCAUAUGACCGCUACACGAGGUGAUCUGUGGCUGAGAGGUCGACAAGGACUGAAAGACGUUAAAUAAUGGGAGGCAAACUUUCAGCUUUAGAUCCCAUGCAGGUUGAAGUUCCAGAAUUGAAGGCACUUUUGGACCGUGAUCCUUAUUUAAGGCCUUACGAAAGAGAGUUUCGACGACGCUAUGCCUGUUUCCAAGAUUAUGUAGACAAGGUUAAUGAGUAUGAAGGUGGAAUGGAUAACUUUACCCAGGGUUACAAGUGCUUUGGAAUCCAUGUAAAUACUGACAACUCAGUGACUGCGAGAGAGUGGGCUCCUGGUGCAGUGCAGGUGUAUCUGACAGGAGAAUUUAAUGGAUGGAAUAGGGAAGGACAUCCCUACAAAAAGUUGGAAUAUGGCAAAUGGGAAUUACAAAUUCCAGCAAAUCCUGAUGGUUCCUGCCCAAUUGCCCAUAGGUCUGAAGUCAAGGUAGUGAUACGUACAAAGAAUGGGGAGCUGGUGGAUCGCCUCUCUCCGUGGGCUGACUAUGUAUUGCAGCCUCCUAGAGUCGAGGGCUUCACAUUCAAACAGAGGUUCUGGAACCCCCCUUCGCGUGAGAAAUAUCAAUUUAAGCAUGACAGAGCAAAGAAGCCACUGAGUCUCCGCAUCUAUGAAUGUCAUGUAGGAAUUGCAACAGAAGAGCUGAAAGUUGGGACUUACAAGGAAUUUGGAUCAAAAAUCAUCCCAAGGAUAGUAAAGCAAGGCUACAAUGCCAUUCAGUUGAUGGCAAUAAUGGAACAUGCUUAUUAUGCCAGUUUUGGUUACCAGGUAACCAGCUUCUAUGCUGCUUCCAGUCGCUAUGGAACUCCUGAAGAACUGAAGGAGCUGAUUGACAUCGCGCAUGCCCAUGAUCUGUACGUGCUGCUUGAUGUGGUUCACUCACAUGCCUCCAAAAAUGUCCUUGAUGGCCUAAACCAGUUUGAUGGAACAAACAGUUGUUUCUUCCACGAUGGCCCCAGAGGUGAACACUGUCUCUGGGGCAGUCGCCUCUUCAACUACUCUGAGUAUGAAGUGUUGAGAUUUCUGCUGUCCAAUCUCCGAUGGUACUGUGAAGAGUACCGUUUUGAUGGCUUCAGGUUUGAUGGUGUCACAUCUAUGUUAUAUCAUUCCCGUGGAAUUGGUGAAGGUUUCGGUGGCCAUUAUGAUGAGUACUUUGGUUUGAAUGUUGACACCGAGGCACUGGUGUACUUGAUGGUGGCUAACCACAUGCUUCAUGAGUUAUAUCCAGAUGUCAUUACCAUUGCUGAGGAUGUGUCUGGUAUGCCAGGAAUGUGCCGCCCUGUGUCAGAGGGAGGACUUGGGUUUGAUUAUCGACUUGGUAUGGCAAUUCCAGAUAAUUGGAUAAAACUUCUGAAGGAAGUAAAAGAUGAUGAUUGGAAUAUUGGCAAUAUUGUUCAUGCUCUCACAAAUCGACGGUGGCAGGAGAAGACUGUUGCUUAUGCAGAGUCACAUGACCAGGCCUUGGUUGGUGACAAGACAAUUGCAUUUUGGCUAAUGGACAAAGAGAUGUACACACACAUGUCAACAGCUUCUGAGCCAUCGGCAGUCAUUGAUCGAGGAUUAGCACUGCACAAGAUGAUAAGGCUGAUCACACAUGGAUUGGGAGGGGAGGCAUACCUCAAUUUUAUGGGCAAUGAGUUCGGACAUCCUGAAUGGCUUGACUUUCCACGGGCCGGAAACAAUGACUCAUACCAUUAUGCACGUCGUCAGUGGCAUCUGGUGGAUGAUGACGUGCUGAGGUAUAAGUUUCUGAAUGCAUUUGAUGCUGACAUGAAUGGUCUGGAGGAACGCCACGGGUGGCUGCACAAAGAUUCGGGGUAUGUAAGCUGGAAACAUGAGGCUGAUAAAGUUGUGGCUUUUGAACGAGCAGAGCUUCUGUUUGUCUUCAACUUUCAUCCGACCCAGAGUUUCCCUGAUUAUCGCAUAGGAGUGGAGGUGCCUGGAGAAUACAGGGUAGUCCUCGAUACAGAUUUUGAAAAAUAUGGAGGCUUCUAUCGAGUGGAUUCAAAUGUUCCACAUUUCACUUAUCCUGAAGAGUUUGCUGGUAGAAGGAAUUCAAUCAAGCUGUACUUGCCAUCACGCACAGCACAAGUGUAUGAGCGAGUUUAGUUCCUGCAGGCGUGUGAUUGUAUACAUUUGUCAGUAGUUCGGAACUUCUCUACAUUCUGCGGCAUCUGUAUGAUUGUAAUAGAACCACUUUCUCAUUUCAAGGUAAGUGAAAGUCAGCACUCACGUAGUAAAAUUUAUGUAUAUUUGAGACUGGAUUUGAAGUUAUCUGAUUAACCCUUUAAAGAUCAGUGUUAACUAUAUGUAGAAUAUAUAGUUAAAGACUGUAAUCUUGCGACUUGCGGGGUGAGGAGGAAAGACGGCGUCUGCCUUUAAUGCUACGGACUUCCUGCCUUCCUUGCAAGUCUCAAGAUUGCAGUCGUACACUGUACUUUGAUAACCAAUAACUCAGAAUUUUUCCACUGAGAUUGAUGUGAUUAUCAUAGUAAACCAUUUAUUACCCUAAACAGCUGUAACAUAGCAAUCUUUGUAUUGGAGAAGCAUUGUGUUUUGUUUGAAAUGAGACAAUUUUUAAAUAUCCUUAAGAUGUGCUUCAUCUUCAAAGGGUUAAUUGGAUAUACAUCUUGAUGCUUGUUUCCUACGUGAUGUAACAAGAUUGCUGUAAAUUGUGUAUUCAUAUGAAUUCCGUGGAUGAAAGAAGGAUUGGCUUUCUUUUACUUUUCUGGAGAACCUACGCUGUAAAGGGUUAACUGCGCAGCUGGUGACUGCAACCCACAUACCAAAGUAUAUUCAUUAUGCUGCAUAAUGAGUUGUCAUACGUUCUGGAAUGAUUGACCUUCCGAACUAGUUUAAAAUUAUUCAAACAUGCAAAUUCACAUAUACAAUUGAAUUGAUUCUGACUUGAUUUUGUGUUUCAGUGUUCUCUUAUUCUGGGCUUCUCAUAUACCAAUGCCAAAAUUAAGUUAUGUACUGUAACGGAAGACAAGUAAAUAAGUUCCUACAAAAUUAAGUUUUACUUGUUAUAUUUUGUUUUGUCCUCAGAUUGAGUCUGUAAAAUUAAUAUAGUUUUCCCAAAGGGAAUGUGGAAGUUAUUGAAAGCAAUAGAACAUAAAAAUAUUUACGCUUGUCUCAUACUAGUUUUAUAAAGUUCCAGAGAAAGUCACUCCUUACUAUAAAAGUACAAAUACAACACAAAAUUCAAUUACAUAGCCAAAAGAGUAAAACUCAAAGAUUUGUUCCAAUAAAUGGUAGUUUAACUCUUGUAUAUUUAGACAGUAACAUCAUUUCUAUUCCAGAUUGACUUAUUUGUGUUGUGUUACUGACUAAGGAAGUGUUUGGAGAGAUUCUGUCUGUAAUUGCUUCUACACAUUACAUUAUAAAGAAAUUGUAUGCCAAAUAAAUAAUGAUGCACACCAUGUUGUUAAA